Lucilia sericata (common green bottle fly) is the source of this 3058-nucleotide messenger RNA. Its product is annotated as cytosolic 10-formyltetrahydrofolate dehydrogenase. The record is from RefSeq and is a predicted model, not a curated record. Bases 172 to 2907 code for a protein of 911 amino acids. Gene Ontology annotation, molecular function: aldehyde dehydrogenase (NAD+) activity; formyltetrahydrofolate dehydrogenase activity. Gene Ontology annotation, biological process: one-carbon metabolic process; 10-formyltetrahydrofolate catabolic process; biosynthetic process. The transcript has 4 exons. Gene Ontology annotation, cellular component: cytoplasm. Lineage: Eukaryota; Metazoa; Arthropoda; Insecta; Diptera; Calliphoridae.
AAUACAAUAUUUUCUGUUCAGGAAAGAACAAUACAGAAGAACUUAAACAAACAUUAUUUAUAGAAAAAAAAUAAAGUGAAAGUGAUUUUUGUAAAUAAAAUUUUGAAAUACUUAAUGCAUUAAUUUAAAAUUAUAAAGAAAAAAUAAUUUUAUAAUUUAAAUAUAAAUAAAAUGAAUAGCUCUUUAAGAAUAGCCAUUAUCGGCCAGAGCAAUUUCGCCGCCGAAGUUUUGACUUUACUUCUGGAGAAACGUUAUAAUGUGGUGGGUAUCUUCACUAUAGCGAAUAAGGGUAACCGUGAAGAUAUUUUAGCCACCACCGCUAGCCAGCAUAAUAUACCGGUAUUUAAAUUUUCAACAUGGCGUCGCAAAGGUGUAGCCAUACCAGAAGUAUUAGAACAAUAUCGUUCCGUGCAAGCAAAUCUUAAUGUUUUGCCCUACUGUUCUCAAUUCAUACCUAUGGAGGUAAUAGACGGUGCUGAAUUGGGUAGUAUUUGUUAUCAUCCCUCGAUAUUGCCUAGACACAGAGGAGCUAGUGCUAUUUCUUGGACUCUAAUAGAGGGUGAUGAAGUGGCUGGUUUUAGCAUAUUUUGGGCUGAUGAUGGUUUGGAUACUGGUCCCAUUCUAUUGCAAAAACAAUGCAAUGUAGAGCCCACCGAUACCUUGGAUACGUUAUACAAACGUUUCUUAUAUCCUCAGGGUAUUAAGUCCAUGGCUGAGGCUGUAGAUUUAGUGGCCCAGGGUAAGGCUCCUAAAAUUACUCAAACCGAGGUGGGUGCUACCUAUGAUCCGGCCAUGUUUAAGGCAGAAAAUCAAUAUAUUAAUUUGAAUCAAUCGGCCGAAAGAAUUUGGAAUUUCAUUAGAGCUUUGGACUCAGUUCCUGGGGCUUUAGCUACCGUUAUUAAUGAUGAUAAUACAGAGGAAAAUAUUAGAUUAUUUGGUGCCCAUAUCUAUGAAGAUAUUACCGUUAAAUCGGAUCAGUUUAUAAGACUUAAAGGUUUAAACACGCCCGCCUAUAUACAUGAACGUGGUCUGUUAAUCCAGGGCACUGACAAUAAAUAUGUUAAUGUGCGUCGCUUGAAGAAGGGCUCGAAAAUGAUUAAUGCCUGUGAUUGGUUUAAACAGUCUCAAGCCCCUCAAAUUACCAACUUUACUGAGGAUGAGUUAACCAAGAAAGAGAUUUUAGCGAAUAUUUGGUUGUCCAUUUUGAAAUGCCCCAUAGAGGCCGAUACUGACUUCUUUGCUGCCGGUGCUGGUUCCAUGGAUGUUGUCCGAUUGGUAGAGGAAUGUAAGGAUGCUUUUGAUGUGCCCUUGGAAAAUGAACAGGUGUUCAUGGCUCCCGUUUUUGAGGAAUUCUACUGUGAAAUUGUUAAGGCCUUGAGACAAGGCUCCUCUGGAGACAAUUCAAAGGUUCACUAUGAUGGUUUCGUUUUAAAGGCCAAUAAAAAGGAAAUACCCAUUCCCACCCAACUGUUUAUCAAUGGCCAGUUUGUGGAUGCUGAGAAUCGUAAAACUUUGGACAUUAUUAAUCCUGCCAAUGAGGAAUUGAUCUGUCAAGUGGCCUGUGCCUCUAGUAAUGAUGUGGAUAAGGCUGUUCAAGCUGCUCAUCAAGCAUUUUAUGGUGCUUGGCGUCAAGUAUCGGCCAGACAAAGAGGUCAACUUAUGCUUAAAUUGGCUGAUUUAAUGGAAGAACAGAAAGAGGAAUUGGCCACCAUAGAAUCGGUGGAUUCGGGUGCUGUUUAUACAUUGGCUUUAAAGACCCAUAUUGGUAUGUCUAUAGAUGCUUGGCGUUACUUUGCCGGUUGGUGUGAUAAGAUACAAGGUUCCACUAUACCCGUUAAUCCCGCCAGACCUAAUAAUGUCUUGACUUUUACCAAAAAGGAACCCAUAGGUGUUGUGGGUUUGGUUACUCCCUGGAAUUAUCCUUUGAUGAUGUUGUCCUGGAAAAUGGCUGCCUGUGUAGCUGCCGGCAAUACCUGCUUAAUUAAACCGGCCCAGACAUGCCCUUUAACCGCCCUUAAGUUUGCAGAACUUACUGUUAAGGCCGGUUUCCCACCCGGUGUUAUCAAUGUGGUCCUGGGUACUGGAUCGGGUGCUGGCCAGGCCAUUGCUGAUCAUGCUUUAGUUAGAAAAUUGGGUUUCACCGGUUCUACUGGUAUUGGCAAGGUGGUAAUGCGUUCUUGUGCGGAUUCAAAUUUGAAAAAAUGUUCCAUGGAACUGGGUGGCAAGAGUCCUUUGGUGAUAUUUGCUGAUUGUGAUUUUGAAAAGGCUGUUAAACAUGGUAUGUCCUCGGUCUUCUUUAAUAAAGGUGAAAAUUGCAUAGCUGCCGGUCGCAUCUUCGUGGAAGACACCAUUCAUGACGAAUUUGUGAGAAGAGUAGUUAAGGAUAUACAAUCCAUGACCAUAGGCGAUCCUCUUAAUCGCUCUACUGCCCAUGGUCCACAAAAUCAUCGUGCCCAUUUCGAGAAACUUAUAGAAUUCUGUCAACGUGGUGUUGAAGAGGGCGCCAAUUUAGUGUAUGGCGGCAAGCCGGUACCCAAUAUGAAGGGUUACUUCUUUGAACCCACCGUUUUCACCAAUGUCGAGGAUCAUAUGUAUAUAGCUCAAGAGGAAUCGUUUGGACCCAUUAUGAUUAUUAGCAAAUUCCAUGGUAGUGAUGUGGAAUCGGUUAUGCGUAGAGCCAAUCGCACUGAAUAUGGUCUGGCCAGUGGUGUCUUUACUAAGGAUAUUAGUAAGGCUCUGUCUUUCGCCGAGAAUAUUGAGGCGGGUACUGUGUUCGUUAAUGUUUACAAUAAGACUGAUGUGGCAGCACCAUUUGGUGGUUUCAAGCAAAGUGGUUUUGGCAAAGAUUUGGGCCAGGAAGCUCUAAAUGAAUAUCUUAAGACUAAAUGUGUAACAGUAGAAUUUUAGAUUAGAUUAAGUGUUUAGUAUUAAGUUAGUUUUAAGUAAAUAUUAAGCUUUAAAGUAAUAAACAGAAAAGUAAAUGUGUGUAAACUUUGACAAAUGUUUGAAAUUAAAAUAGUAAGUCCGAGGGAACUUUACUUUUCGGAAUAAAAUUGCA